AUGUCAAUCACCAUCCAGGCGACGCAGAUUCCCCAUCUCGGGGGCAUCACAGCCAACUACGCCUUUGCAAAUGGCACUCACGAUCCUAGCAAGCCAACAUGUGUCUUGAUCACAGCAAUGAGCAUGAAUAUACAGCUCUUUAAGGACCAGUUCAAUGAUGCGAAGCUCACGGAUGCCAUGAAUCUGCUCGCGAUCGAACCUCUGGGUCACGGAGGGACGACCUGUGCUUCUGAGCAUUUUACAUACUGGGAUUCAGCUCAGACCGCAUUGCAGGUUAUCGACAAACUUGGAAUUCAGAAAGUGUUUGCGCUUGGGGUUAGUCAGGGUGGCUGGAUUGUGACACGCAUGGCACUUUUGGCUCCAGAUAAGAUCCUUGGCCUCAUGCUCCUCGGAACCUCACUCGAUUCAGAAUCACCAGAAUCUCGCGAUCUGGGCUCUUGGAAUCCUUCUCAGUUGUUACUUCCAUUCUAUGACGGCUGGUCAGCACAAAAGGAAACACCGGGUUUCGUUAUUGACGAUGCCUGGUGUGGAGCAUUCGCUGGUGUCGGUGGCUUCGGACCCAACAUCACUCCGGAAACAGUCGAGUUUUGGACUAAGAACUUCAAAGAUACAUACAAAGGGGAUGAAAGCCGGAAGAAGGUCAGAAUGGCACUCAUCUGCCUUCUAGAGCGGGAUGGACUGCUCCUCCGUGUCAAGGACAUUGCUUGCCCGGUUCAUUGGUUGCAGGGCACCGAUGAUUAUAUCUUCGGGACUAAGCUUCCAGCGGAUCAUAUUACGCGCCUUACUUCUGCAAAGGAGACAGAAUUGACGAUUGUACCAGGUGGCGCACAUUACCUGAACACAUCAAGUCCAGGAGAGGUAAAUGCGGCGUUGUUGGCUUUUGUAACUAAGCACUAUACGGCAUGA
Messenger RNA from Talaromyces marneffei, 906 nucleotides. RefSeq lists its product as uncharacterized. The transcript has 3 exons. The record is from RefSeq and is a predicted model, not a curated record. The coding region runs from base 1 to 906 and encodes 301 amino acids. NCBI's taxonomy places the organism in Eukaryota, Fungi, Ascomycota, Eurotiomycetes, Eurotiales, Trichocomaceae.